CAGCGUGCGUGCUCGUGUGCGCGCGCGAGAGUCCUCGCUCUCGCUCUACUCUCCGCGCUCUCAGAGCUCGAGCUCCAGUGAGCGCGCGGCUCGUCUGUCUCUCUCACUCACUCAGAGAUCUGGGUCUCUCCGGACCGGGUGACUAUCUCUCUCCUUCAGACUGAGCGGGACUUUGUUUCCCUCCAGUUCUGACCCGGUUCCGGACGGAGGACACUGUUUCAGUGAGGGGAGUGAGGGAGUGAGAGGAGUUCGGAGCGCAGUGCGCGAGGAUAUGAAGGAGAAAACCGGAGUAACGCUACGUUACACUAACGGACUUUAACGGUCGUCUUUAACGGUCGGUGUUUCCUCAGAGAGAGAGAGAGGGAGAGAGACAUUAGCCGUCCGCUGCGACAGGUUCGGCUGAGAAGAUGGUUUUGCUGCGAAGCUGAUAAAGUCUCGUCGUUUUAACCCAAAAAACUCCACAAACUUCCCUUUUUUUGCUCUUCGUUUUUCAUUUUUAUCCACCAUGGGGCUCGGCAGUGCUUCAGCAUCCACUUUCUGUCUGAUAACGGCAACUCUCUGUGCAGCAGCGAUGGCAUGUAGCAACCAUUAUGAAUAUGCUAUUGAGGAGUUCUGCCUGGCCAAGUUCAAGCUGGACAUGGAAGCUCUGGACCAGCGCCACUGGUGCAGCUGGGAGGACACAGUAGAGUCCUAUGGUGAGCUGACGAACUGUACAUUCCUGGUGGCGCUGAAGAUGAACUGCUUCUGGCCAAACAGGCUGGUGGAUGAAUUCUUCAUCCGCGUCCACCGGCACUACUUCCACGACUGCUCGCUGUCAGGCCGACUGCUUCACGACCCGCCCAACCGCAUCUUGGGGCCUUUCAUCAUAGUUCCCAUACUGGUCACUUUGCUCAUGACUGCCCUAGUGGUGUGGAGGAGUAAGCGCAGCGAGGGCAUCGUGUAGGGCAGCCCUGUAUACUGAAGUGCCCCUCAUGUAACAACAUCCUGAAAACACACAGUAUGCUGCUACGACAGAGACUUCGGCGACUGAUGUCUUGCAUCUCAUCGACUGGUUCAACAGCGAAGCAACUGCAUACAUGCCACAUGCUAACAACUCUACUGAUGACUGCCCAAAUAUACAUGAGCUUUAUGAAGGACUUUGCUUCAUAAAAGCCUGUGUCAUAUACCUGUAGGGUCCUGGAUGGCAGUUUUUGAAGCAGAACGUUGUCAUGACGAUGCCUCAUUGGUGGAUCAGUUGGACCGCAAGACUGACCCUGGCUCAAUAAACCUCAUUUACAACCAGGAAAACCACAAUUCUAAAGCAAAGGGAAGACACUGUUAUCCGUGUGUGAUGGGCCUGCUUAUUAUCUGCAAGCGUCGAACUGAACAGCUCACACUCAUACGUCCUUACUUUGUGCAUAGUGCCAAACGCUGAAAACGUUUAUUAUAGUGAAUAUCGUCACUGUUGUAUCAAAACCUCGUAUCUCCAAAAAAUGGUAAUAGUAUAGGAGUUCUUCAUGAAAUGUUCACACAGUAUAAAGGACAGCUGGUGUAAUAAAAACUGAAAAAAGGAAGCUACGAGGUUUUGAUACACUGAUUUUUUGUUUAACAAACAUAGAAUAAAGCAGUAUGAUGCCACAGUCACCAUGCCAUGUAAAUGCCAGUGAUGUUUAAACUUUAAUGGCAAUGAAAGACGAAAGUAAAACAACAUAAUUUGAUUAAGUGUUUUAAACAAGCUUGAACUUCUUAGGUUUCACCGAAAUGCAGUCAGUUACAACUUCGCCUGAACGCAAGACGGAUUCCCAGGAUUUUAAUUGCUAUUAGUCGCACUGAUAUGUGUUAAUUGGGGAGUCUGUUUAGUCAUUUGUAACUCUAAUUGCAUCUUCAUUUGGAGAGAUUGUUGUUUGUAAAGAUCACUGGGCUGCCAGCUCCAGCUCCUGUCCUGUAUCCGAAGGGAUUCUUUCACUGAUUAGGCCUUGCAUUGAAAGGCUGCUUUUACUUGCGUCUAUCAAAAUGCUUUUCUAUAAACGUGUCUCAGAAACGACUGGCUGAGCAUCCUGCGUCUAGAACCUGGCAGCUUUAAAAGAAAAACGUCCAGUAGAUGGUGUUUAUCUGCCUGGGACUCAUUAUUGUAAAAAUAACGCACAUCUGUGAUGUGAGCAUCUCUGUCACUACUGUUCCCUGUGUCAGCACUUCAAAGGCCUCUGCUUCCUGGGAGAUUUGUAAUAAAGUCACUGGCCCUCA
Colossoma macropomum (tambaqui) is the source of this 2223-nucleotide messenger RNA. RefSeq names its product receptor activity modifying protein 1 (gene ramp1). Gene Ontology annotation, biological process: intracellular protein transport; G protein-coupled receptor signaling pathway; cellular response to hormone stimulus. NCBI's taxonomy places the organism in Eukaryota, Metazoa, Chordata, Actinopteri, Characiformes, Serrasalmidae. The record is from RefSeq and is a predicted model, not a curated record. The coding region runs from base 506 to 943 and encodes 145 amino acids. Gene Ontology annotation, cellular component: cell surface; signaling receptor complex; membrane. Gene Ontology annotation, molecular function: coreceptor activity. The transcript has 3 exons.